Molecule: messenger RNA, 407 nt
Organism: Penaeus monodon (black tiger shrimp)
Lineage: Eukaryota; Metazoa; Arthropoda; Malacostraca; Decapoda; Penaeidae
Product: bromodomain adjacent to zinc finger domain protein 2B-like
Exons: 4
Coding region: 75-407 (110 amino acids)
Source: RefSeq, a predicted model, not a curated record
AGAGAACAAGAAAAGCAGAACAGAAGUUGAUUAAGGAACAGUUGUAUCUACAGGAGCUCAACAAACAACGUGAAAUGCUCUACACUCUUGAGCUGGAGCGGGAGAGGAGGAGAUACCAUGGAGUUCUAGUGCGCGCCAUUGAAGCGAGGAAAAGAUACGAGGAGAGAGAAAGACGGAGAGAGGAGAUGAAGGAAGAGAAAAGGGCAACCAGAGAAAGAAAACGCGAGGAGCGCUUGCAGGCGCGGGAGAUCCACCAGCUCAUGAAGGAGGUGAAGGAGGACAUGGAACUAACGGACCACACUGACCUGCCCGAGAUCUCCCGUCUCGAUGGCCUCAGACUGCCCCCAGAGGCAUUCGGAAACAUCCUCAUGGUUUUGAGUUCCUGCACAAUUUCGGGGAAACCUUAG